AGCCCUGGUCGGGGCCGCCGCGCAGCCAUGCCGACCUGGGGGGCCGGCUCCGCGGCCCCGGACCGCUUUGCCGUGUCUGCGGAGGCGGAGGACAAGGUGUGGGAGCAGCAGCCCCACGUGGAGCGCAUCUUCCGCGUGAGGAUGAGCGUCCUCCGGAAGGACUGCCCCGAGAACCCUCACAUCUGGCUGCAGCUGGAGGGCCCCAAGGAGAACGUCAGCAGAGCCAAGGAGUACCUGAAGGGUCUCUGUAGCCCAGAGCUGCAGGAUGAAAUCCACUAUCCACCCAAACUGCACUGCAUCUUCCUGGGGGCCCAGGGCUUCUUCCUCGAUUGCCUGGUCUGGAGCACAUCAGCCCACCUAGUGCCUGGGGCGCCUGGGUCACUGAUGGUCAGCGGCCUCACGGAGGCCUUCGUCAUGGCUCAGAGCCGAGUGGAGGAGCUGGUGGAGCGGCUGAGCUGGGACUUUCAGCCAGGGCUGCCUCCUGGAGCCUCUCAGUGUGCUGGAGUGCCGAGGGACUUCUGUGCCCUGCUGCAGCCCCAGGGGGAUGCCCACAGAGAGGCCCUGCUGCAGCUGCCCCUGGCUGUCCAGGAGGAACUGCUGAGUCUGGUACAGGAGGCAUCCAGGGGACAAGGGCCCCAAGCGCAUUUCUCCUGGGAAGCGGGGAGCCCAGGCCUGCUGGGUUCUCAGCAUCAAGGAGUCAGAGCUCCCCUGAAUGAAGGCAGGGGGUCCCUGGACACUGGACCUACAGGGUGGCCAGAGUCAAGAGGAGAGAGACAUGCUAUAGAGAAGGAGGGACAGAAGCAGGGUGGCCCCAAGGAGAUGGAUUUGGGAUUGAAGGAGCGGCCUGGGGAAGAGGCCUGGGAGAAAGAAGUGGCCUACAGGUCAGUGUCAGGGGGAGGAGAGGUAGGGCAGGAAGGGUUCCUGAAGAAGAAGGCCCCGGGGAAGGACGGGGGGCCCCAGGAAAGAGGAGGAAGGUUUUGUAUCCAGGGUGAGCCUCCUGGUGCCCAGGGCUGUCAGAGGGCAGCUCAGCUCCGGGGAGCCUCUCUCCUCCAGCGGCUCCACAACGGGGAAGCCUCACCUCCCAGAGUGCCUAGCCCCCCACCUGCACCUGAACCCCCAUGGCAUUGUGGAGACCGCGGAGACAGGGGAGACAAGCAGCAGGUUGUGGCUCGAGGUCGGGGGUCUCCGUGGAAACGAGGCACCCGGGGGGGCAACUUGGUGACUGGCACACAGCGUUUCCAGGAGGCCCUACAGGACCCUUUUACCCUGUGCCUUGCCAAUGUACCUGGCCAGCCAGACCUCCGCCAUAUUGUCAUUGAUGGCAGCAACGUGGCCAUGGUGCAUGGCCUCCAGCACAACUUCUCCAGCCGGGGCAUUGCCAUUGCUGUGCAGUAUUUCUGGGACCGUGGCCACCGGGACAUCACUGUCUUUGUGCCUCAGUGGCGCUUCAAUAGGGAUGCCAGGGUCAAAGAGGGUCACUACCUGCAAAAGCUCUACUCCCUCAGUCUGCUCUCCCUCACUCCUUCCCGAGUCAUGGAUGGCAAGAGGAUCUCUUCCUAUGAUGACAGGUUCAUGGUGAAGCUGGCUGAAGAGACCGACGGGAUCAUUGUCUCCAAUGACCAGUUCCGGGACCUGGCGGAGGAGUCUGAGAAGUGGAUGGCAAUCAUCAGAGAGCGCCUGCUGCCCUUCACCUUCGUGGGAAACCUCUUCAUGGUCCCUGAUGACCCAUUGGGGCGAAAUGGCCCUAUGCUGGAUGAGUUCCUGAAGAAGCCAGUCAGGGCACAGGAAUCUUCUAAGGCUCAGCAUCCUGCCAGGGGCCCCCCAGAACACAGUCAGCAGCAGCAGGGGAGAGAAGAGGAGGAAAAAGGCAGUGGUGGCAUUCGGAAGACCCGGGAGACUGAGAGGCUCCGGCGCCAGUUGCUGGAGGUGUUUUGGGGCCAGGAUCACAAGGUGGACUUCAUCCUGCAGCGGGAGCCUUACUGCCGCGACAUCAACCAGCUCUCUGAGGCCCUGCUCAGUCUCAACUUUUGAGCCUCACCUGCCCUCGUGGCUGCCAUCCCAUCAGCUCCAGCCUUGCCUAGCUUAGUCCCUUCUGUGAUGCUCAGACCCUGCCCCAGACCCACUCCGAGUUGGUGCAUUGGGUAAGGGAAGCACUGAGAAGAGCCUUCGUGACUGGGGAAUGCUCUUGCCUGGGGCACUUUGGGGACGUAAGGAGACCUGAUCUCCUCUUGAGUCAGGACCUCAACCAGCUCUCAAGGGGUUCUGGUCAGCCUUCACUCCUCAACCUUGCCUGCCUUAGCACAGGGUUUCUGUAGGGAGUGCAGGCUGCUGGAAAGGCUAGGUCCUGGAGAUUGGGACUCCAGUUCCUCUGUGGGAGGGGAAUGAAGACAGGUGGCAAGGAAGCAAGCCUUUCCUACCCCUGGCUGCUGCUCUAGAAAGCCAGAGGACAGGAUGCUCCCAGGCCUGGCAGAACUCCUGGGAACCUUGAAAAGGGAAUGCGGGGCCCUGGGAAGGCUGGGGUCUGGGUUACAGUGGGCAGCAGGGAGCUGGUGGGGAAAGUAGAGGAAGACUUGGCUUCUGGUCUCAGCUGUGCCUGUCUGUGACCUUGAUUGAGCUACUUGCCCUUUACUUCUGCCUAUAAAUCAGAUGAAAAAAUGCCUGUUGGGGGAAAUGAGAACAUGGAGCAGGGCUCUUUGGAGGAAAAGGACAUGGACCAAGUCUCAGGUGUGUCUGUCUGUGGCUGCACAGGCUUCCAAACCAAAACCUCAUUUUCAGAGAACCAAGUGUCCUCUGUUCCCAGGGCCUGCGCCCUAGAUUUUAACACUGCGCCCUCAUUUUGUGCCCUAUAAUGGCUGCGUCCCUUUGGGCAACCCCAAAUCCACCUUUACAGAACAGUUAGUUAGGGGUGACUGUUUGCAUUACCAGAAUACUCUCAGGGUUCCUCUAAAUGGCAGCUCUCCUGUUGCAUUCAAGUGUUUGUUUACAGAUUACCGCAUGUGUCAGAAAGUCCCCUGUUCAAUGCACUUGCUGUGGUGUCGCGCAUUCACCAAAUCAAUGGAAGCCAUGCUCUGCUAUGACAAUGUUAAUGUGACCUGACCCUAGCGUUUUCUCUACAGAACAUUUAUGUUGCAUAAAGCAAGGCCCACUUCUGCUUUGUGUGUGUGUGUGUGUGUGUGUGUGUGUGUGUGUGUGUAUGUAUGGGGUUGGGGGUGGGGGAGGGCUACAGAGGUUGUAACUAGAUGAACUAAUUAUCUGGAAAAUGAAAACUGAAGAAUUAAAAUGGGGAGAAUCAGA
Myotis davidii is the source of this 3294-nucleotide messenger RNA. RefSeq names its product KH and NYN domain containing (gene KHNYN). Bases 28 to 2031 code for a protein of 667 amino acids. The transcript has 8 exons. The record is from RefSeq and is a predicted model, not a curated record. Gene Ontology annotation, molecular function: RNA endonuclease activity; mRNA binding. Gene Ontology annotation, cellular component: nucleus; cytoplasmic ribonucleoprotein granule. NCBI's taxonomy places the organism in Eukaryota, Metazoa, Chordata, Mammalia, Chiroptera, Vespertilionidae.